Molecule: messenger RNA, 1084 nt
Organism: Esox lucius (northern pike)
Lineage: Eukaryota; Metazoa; Chordata; Actinopteri; Esociformes; Esocidae
Product: arylamine N-acetyltransferase 2-like
Molecular function (GO): acetyltransferase activity
Source: RefSeq, marked provisional
ACACAGAAGGUGGUCUGAUCAUAGGAAAGAAACAUUUCUAUUUUGAGAUUUUAAAAAAAACGAUAUUUUUUUUUAUAUAAAGCUGAACAAUUGUGAAUAUUUUGUUAUCUUACUUUUUGCCCUCGAAUUGAAAUGGAUCCUCAAAAGUAUUUGUUGCGAAUUGGUUGUAAUGCGGUUCCGACUAGACAAACGCCGACCCUGGAUACGCUCCGACGCGUGCACCGUUGUCACCUGAUGGCUGUCCCGUUUGAGAACCUUACAAUUCACAGCCAAGGACGGGUACUACUUGCGCUCCCAGACCUGUAUCACAAAAUCGUUGUCCGCCACCGCGGAGGUUUCUGCUUCGAGAACAACGGGUUAUUCUCUUGGCUUCUGACGGAAAUGGGAUUCGACGUCACCAUCCUAUCAGGACAGGUGAAAAACGCCAUUACCGGGCGGUAUGGCCCGCCGUUCGACCACUUAAUCUCCAUGGUGACGCUAGGAGGGCAACGGUGGCUGUGUGACGUAGGAUUUGGAGGGGCAGGAUUCGAGUUCCCCAUUUCCUUAGAGACGGCAGAACUCCAAAAGCAGGGUCACAGAAUGUACAGGAUCAGACAGGAGGGAAAGAUGCACUUUCUUGAAUGGCAAGAUGAAGAGAGAAGUGAAACUGGAAUCUGGGCAGAAUUAUACAAGUUUACUCUGAAUCCACAAAGCAGAGAGGACUUCACAGAGAUGUGCAACUACCAUCAAAGCUCCCCAAGCUCCAUCUUCUUCUGCAAGUCCCUCUGCUCCAUCCUGAAACCCAAUGGGAGGCUCACGUACAUGGGCCACAGACUGAUCACCUCUCAUUUCCCCUCAGGGGAAAGUGGGAAUGUGACUAAAACCGUCAGGGAGCUCACAGAUGAAGAUAUUCCUGACAUACUUAAGGAGGACUUUGGAAUCGAGCUGGACUUUCCACUGGUCCCAAAGGAUGAAGCAAUCACACCGCCCACAAUUAUGUACUGAAUAUUUUGCAUCUCCCAUUUUAUAAAAUGACAAGAGGGCACAAAGAGACAAAUUGUCAGUUUGAUUUAAUAAAUUAAUAUACAUACACUUUUUAAAGAUG